UCUGAAACAUGUCUGGUCGUGGCAAAGGCGGGAAGGGCCUCGGGAAAGGCGGCGCCAAGCGCCACCGCAAGGUGCUCCGCGACAACAUCCAGGGCAUCACCAAGCCCGCCAUCCGCCGCCUGGCCCGGCGCGGCGGCGUCAAGCGCAUCUCGGGGCUCAUCUACGAGGAGACCCGCGGGGUGCUCAAGGUCUUCCUGGAGAACGUCAUCCGCGACGCUGUCACCUACACCGAGCACGCCAAGCGCAAGACCGUCACGGCCAUGGACGUGGUCUACGCGCUCAAGCGCCAGGGCCGCACCCUCUACGGCUUCGGCGGCUAAUUUCCAACCCACUAAGAACACGGGACGCUAGAAAUUGUUGGAGACCCCAACAGCCACUGCCAGUAAGAAAAUGAGAACAUCUGCCCUACAAUCAAAAUAAUUUUGCCGUCUACAAUCCAGUUUGGAAGUCGAUCCUCCCUGAUCAAGCGAUCUGAGACACACACACACACACACACACACACACACACAAACACACUAUUUGCACAGUCCUGUCCUGGCUAACUUUUGUACAGCAUCCAUGGGCCAAAAUCACACAAAUUACAAAAUACACAUUUUUGUUUGGGUUAAAUUUGAGUUGGUAACAAGUAAGAUGGCCUGUGAACAUGUUAUGUUUUAUGUAAAAUUAAAGAUGUGAUGAAAUAAAAGUGCAUUUUUACUACUAGAAGAUUCACAUGUAAGUUUUAAAGCACAGGUUUAUUUUACAGCUAUGUAGCCUUCACGAUGCAUAUAACUUUUCUGAACUUGCACAUAUAUCGUUCAUGUAUCCUUGACUUCCCUUACUAGCAAUCAACAUCAAUUGAAGAGUAAUUUUGAGUUAUCUUUAUUGUGGU
Messenger RNA from Sorex araneus (European shrew), 871 nucleotides. Its product is annotated as histone H4. The coding region runs from base 9 to 320 and encodes 103 amino acids. Gene Ontology annotation, molecular function: structural constituent of chromatin; protein heterodimerization activity; DNA binding. Lineage: Eukaryota; Metazoa; Chordata; Mammalia; Eulipotyphla; Soricidae. Gene Ontology annotation, cellular component: nucleosome. The record is from RefSeq and is a predicted model, not a curated record. Gene Ontology annotation, biological process: nucleosome assembly. The transcript has 2 exons.